CCGAGCGCCCGCCUCGUCUCGAGCGCUACCAUAAAGAGAGCCGCGACCGACGCCGGCAAUUUACCCCAUAUCAAUUACUGUUCAUAGUGUCAUAAUACUGUGUUAGAACUGCAUGGUGCGAUGGAUUUUUAAAGUCAACGGACUGUCGGAGAGUUCCCAAGGAUUUUUGAAGUAAACGAACAAGAUACGGUCCCUGAUAUGAAAUGGGAAUUCGGGAACGGUGGAGCGCUUGCUGCCUGCUCGUAGUACUGUUUGUGAACCAUACUGGCAGCGACUGGACGAAAUGCGGGCACCUGCCAGACUGUCAAUGCAAAUGGUCGUCGGGGAAGAAAACAGCGUCGUGUGUAUCAGCGGGGCUAAAACAAAUUCCGCAUUUGGCGUCCGAAAUUCAAGUCCUCGAUCUACAUGGAAAUCCAUUAGGGGUAUUAGAACAAGACGCUUUCGCCAAAAUCGAACUAUUGAAUAUACAACGAUUAAAUCUCAGUGCAACACACUUACGUUCAGUGCACGCAGAUACUUUCAGAGAACUUCGAAUAUUAAUAGAGGUAGACCUCUCUCAGAACGAGCUGUUGCAACUGUCACCUGACACUUUUCGGGGCAACGACCGACUGAGGUUGUUGGUACUCAACGACAACCCGCUGAACUCACUAGUUGCCGAGCAGUUUCCCCCGCUGCAACAUUUGAAGAAACUCGAACUCUCCAGAUGCAAACUACACAGCAUUCACCCCUUUGCUUUUGCAAACUUGCGGGCGUUGGAAACUAUUCAUGUGCAUCAAAACUUACUCACGCAUCUCCAUCAAGAUACAUUCAACCUUCCGGUUUUGAAAACUUUAACAUUGUCGGAUAAUCCCUGGUAUUGUGACUGCAGACUGAGAAACUUCCACGAAUGGUUUUUAAAUGACAAUCGCAAUCUCGUUAAUGAGGAAGUGUUUUGUAAUGGACCAGAAAAUGUGGCGCAAAUAUCGUGGCGGUCUGUCAAGGGCGAAGAUAUGGUUUGUCCCCCAAUCGCUUAUUCGAGUCCAACGGUCAUUAGAACCGAGGCAGGGGCCGACAUAAGUUUCGGUUGCUUUGUUCGCGGCGAUCCAAUACCAACCGUAACUUGGUCGUUCCGCCAUUUUGAAAUUCAUAACAAUACAAGUCAACAUAGUGAAAUAUUAAUUCAAAAGUACCAAAGUGACUAUUUUGAUGAAUAUAGUGACGAUUUUAUAAACAAAAGUGCUCAGUGGAUCAAUGUGACCAUUACAAACGUAACGAGUGACUUAUCUGGUGAAUGGAAAUGUACUGCUAAGAGUUCCGCGGGUGAGUCUAAGGCUUACCUGACUUUGUUUCUGCCUAAAGCCCGAACAGCGACGGCACGAGUCGCCCCAGAUUAUUCCACAUUUAUCAUGGUAGCCGGUUCAAUGUUAGCUAUGACUGGUGUUGGGUUCAUAGCAGCAUGUGUGUGUUGGAAGACUAGACGUCGAAGAGUGCCACCAAGUAGAAGUUUCACUGACCAAGAAAAGAAGCUUCUAGACACAUCAUUGGCAGUCAGUUGUGAUAGAACUAGUGCCGAUUUGGGUUCAUCAUAUGGUUUUGAAAUGUUAGACAGAUCAAUGUCGAUGGAGAGUGAAGACACUCAGCGGUGUUUAGAGCCGGUGCAAAUAACAAUUGAAGGACCCCCAGGUACUUACCCUCCACCACCUGCAGAGUUCGCACUACCAGCUCCAUAUGGCAACAUAUUUAUAUCAGUCCAAGUUUCUGGUCAUAAUGAAGAAUAUCCAGAUUUAUUAGGAGGUGGUGCUACGUUACCAAGAAGAAGUAGAACAUGCUUUUUAAAAUCAACUUACGAUAAUAUGGGACCUAGAAUAACUGCAGCAGGCAGUUCUACAUGGUCCCUUCCAGGUGCCAAUGUUGAUAAUAAGAAUGUCGAGAAAGAUAUUCCCCUAACGAUGCCACUUUCAACGUUUUCUACUGAAUUCACAGCUUUGUAAAAAUAAUUCGUAAGGAUCACUAAUAUUUACUUAUUAUAAUUAUGUUUAUAUUUACAGCGUACGUUAUGUUUUGCAUUUUAACGAGUGAAUUGUAUUGAAUAACAUAUCAAUUUUGUAGUUAUAUAAUGGAUGGAGUUAAUAUUAAUUUUAUGUGAUCGUUGCAUUUAAUAAUAUAAUUUAUUAAGUAAAUUAUCUAGGACUGAAGUAGUUAGUAUACGAAAUACUCUUUUAAAUCCGUACCAAAAAGAAAAUAGUUCAAUAUAGUCCUUUUGACAUUGUGUUGAGUUACUAUUUGCACAGACAAUUUUGCUUUUUAAGAGAAAAAUUCUUAUAGAAUCAUAAGAUGUUGUACAAUUGAUUGUAUAUUUAUAUCUAUGCUCUUAAUAUUAGUCAUAUUUUAAGAUUUUUGAUCCGAUUGUUGCU
This is a messenger RNA of Pectinophora gossypiella (pink bollworm), 2393 nucleotides long. RefSeq names its product leucine-rich repeat-containing protein 24-like. The record is from RefSeq and is a predicted model, not a curated record. Lineage: Eukaryota; Metazoa; Arthropoda; Insecta; Lepidoptera; Gelechiidae. The transcript is spliced from 2 exons. The coding region runs from base 204 to 1970 and encodes 588 amino acids. Gene Ontology annotation, molecular function: protein binding.